UCUUCCUCGUGUCCUGUGUAUCUCAGAUUCUCAUCUUCUUAUCAGGGUUCUCCGGCGAUGGGUGAUACCUACCGGAAAUACCUUUCCACUGAAAGAGAUGAGCUUUCUGAUCCUUACCGGAGAUACUCUUCCUCUGAAAGAGCCGAUCCCUCUGAUUCUUACCGGAGACACCCUUCCACUGAAAGAGAUGCACGAGCUGCUGUUCCAUCUUAUAUGCAAUUCAACACACCUUCUACAACUUCUCAUCCGACGUGGAGCUUAAGUGACUCUCAGAAAACACCUGAUUUACUACAUAGUGAUAUGUUAUCAGCGCGAUCCACAAAUCAUGGGUUCGAUGAUCAUACUGGAAUGGGGGUUCAUGCUUCAAACAAGUUCAGUAGAUUGCCAGCUGGAGAUGGUGAUAGAACAUUUAGUCCUUUGGUAGAUCCAGCUUUAGCACGAGAUGUUUCAGUAAACAUCAAUCAUGACAUUGUGACCAAUGGUCAAUUGCCGGAAGAGUCUAACAUUCUUUUUGUCGAUUGUCUCCCUACUGAUUGCACAAGAAGAGAGGUGUCCCAUCUAUUUCGCCCAUUUAUUGGGUUCAAGGAAAUUCGAGUUCUACACAAAGAACCUCGCGGGGCUGGGGAUAAGGCUAAAGUGCUAUGUUUUGUGGAAUUUGAUGAUGCCAAGUGUGCUUCGACUGCAUUAAAUGCCCUUCAAGGCUACAAGUUCGAUGAUAAGAAAUCCAAUGCACCGGUCUUGCAGAUUCAGUUUGUGAAAUUUCCCUUCCGUCCAGCUUCUCUUCCUAAUAGCCAGACUUAACGGAAACCACACUGGUUUCCUCUAACGCAAUCUUAGGGCUUGCGAGCUGGUUGGAAUCUAAUCUUUCUUACAAUCUUCAACGCAAAGCAAUGUUCAAGCUUUCAUGCAACUGAAUGGUCUUAUAGAACUUAUAUUUGAAUGUAUCAACUAGUGGGAGCUCCCCAAAUUAUUUACCUCUAUUUAAAACUUCAAAGAUGAGUUGACUUGGAAACACUCCCAUGGAGGAGCUACCUUGUGUCGUGGGGCAGUAGAUCGAUUCAUUUGGCUUCCUCUUGUUGUUUUCUUGCAGUUGUUUGAGGGCAAUCUCACGCAUAAUAUAAACCAUUAGCAUUGAACACUUUAUAUUUGAAACUGGUAGAUACUUUGUA
Messenger RNA from Zingiber officinale, 1169 nucleotides. RefSeq names its product RNA-binding protein 1-like. Bases 58 to 801 code for a protein of 247 amino acids. The record is from RefSeq and is a predicted model, not a curated record. Lineage: Eukaryota; Viridiplantae; Streptophyta; Magnoliopsida; Zingiberales; Zingiberaceae. Gene Ontology annotation, molecular function: mRNA binding. The transcript is spliced from 6 exons.